Molecule: messenger RNA, 3987 nt
Organism: Lodderomyces oxycetoniae
Lineage: Eukaryota; Fungi; Ascomycota; Pichiomycetes; Serinales; Debaryomycetaceae
Exons: 3
Coding region: 1-3987 (1328 amino acids)
Biological process (GO): urea transmembrane transport
Cellular component (GO): plasma membrane
Molecular function (GO): urea transmembrane transporter activity; protein binding
Source: RefSeq, a predicted model, not a curated record
AUGUCUGAAACAACAACGGUUCAUUUACUAAAUCAAAGUGCAGGGUAUGGUGUGUUGGUUGGUGUUGGAGGUGGAUUCGCCAUUGGCAUGGUUCUUGUAACCAUUCUCUUAAGAAAAUACCUCAAAGAGGAUAACAAUAGUACCGAAACAUUCUCGGUAGCAAAUAGAUCUGUAGGGACCUUAUUGAGUGCUUCGGCAGUCUACUCAAGCUGGAGUUGGGCUACUGAGUUACUUUGGUGCACUACCAUGGUGUACAAUUAUGGUAUUCAAAGUUCUUACUACUACAUGUCAGGAUUAGCAGUUCAAAUAGCGGUUAUGUCGAUGGUCGGUAUUCAUGCAAAAAAGAAAAUUCCACAAGCACAUACAAGUUUAGAGAUUAUUGAAUUGAGGUAUGGUAAAGCAAGUCAUAUCUUAUACAUGUUUCUUGGGUUGAGCAAUAAUUUAUUAUCUUGUUCGAGUAUGAUACUUGGUGCAUCGGGUGCAAUUUCGAUUAUUGCUGGCAAUUUGCAUAUCGUUGCUGCUACAAUCUUGACCAUUUUCAGUGUUUUAUGUUACUCAGUCUAUGGUGGAUUAAAAGCCACUUUUUUAACUGAUUUCGUUCAUACCAUGAUUUUGUUGAUAAUCUUGUGCUACUUGAAUACAUCAGUAUUGUCAAACAUUGGUGGUUUGGAUGCAUUAUACGAUGCAUUAGUUGCCUUUGACAAUUCAGGAACAAGGGAAAUACCUGGAAAUUAUGCAAACAGUGUUAUAACUGGUAAGUCCAAAGGUUCAAUAAUUUUUGGUUUGAUCUUAACUGCUGGUAAUUUUGGCUUGUCGGUGAUGGAUAGUUCGUUUUGGCAAAAAACAUUUAGUGCAUCGCCAAGAGCCACCGUACCUGCUUAUUUGACAGCUGCAUUUUUGAUUGUUUCCAAUGUUUGGCCACUAGGUGCAAUUAUUGGUGGAGCUGCGAUUGUUUUAGAAAAAUCGCCCAAAUUCCCAACUUACCCAAGAGCCAUGACCCAAUUUGAAAUUGAUUCAGGGUUUGCAUUACCAUAUGCGUUGAUGGCAACCGUUGGCAAAGGCGCAGUUGGUGCAUUGUUGCUAAUUGUCUAUCUUGCAGUUACUUCAACCGUUUCUGCACAAAUGAUUUCAGUUUCUUCUAUUUUAUCAUUUGAUAUCUACAAGAAAUAUAUUAAUCCAAAUGCUCAAAAUAAGUCAAUGAUCACCGUAUCCCAUGUUGGUUGUAUUGUUUUCACAUUGGGCGCUGCCGGAUUCACUAUUAUGUUGCAUUAUGUUGGUAUCAAUAUGACAUGGUAUGGAUAUUUUUACCCAUUGAUCAUUUGUCCCGGAGUUAUUCCAUUGAUUCUUUCCAUUACGUGGAGCAAACAAAAUGUAUACGCCGCUUUUAUUUCGCCCAUAUUGGGGAUAGUAUUUGGGUUUAUUGUCUGGACAACCACUGCGUACAAGUUUUACGGUAGUGUUAAUAUUGAGUCAUUAGGUGGUCAAUUACCUGCACUAUAUGGUGCCUUAACUGCUCUAUUUUUGCCAGGAAUUGCUAGUUUAAUCAUAUCAUUUGCUUUCCCUCAUGAAUUUGAUUGGGGUGUUUUGCAAAAAGCACAUCUUUUGGUGAAGGAUACACCCAACGAUAAUGACAGUACCAACGAAUCAAGUAGUGAAGAAUUGAGAGACGAGAAAAGUAAACAAGAUGAAGUUGGUGUUACUGUUGAGUCGGAUCAAAACAGCUCCAAUUUGGAAACGCAAACGACUCUAGGCAAUAGCAACCAACAAUUGACUACAAAACAACUAAACUUUUGGAUCAAAGUAGCUACAGGAGCUUCUAUUUUCAUCUUGUUGAUUAUGUGGGUAUUAUGGCCAUUACCAUUAUACCGUGACUGGAUUUUCUCCAGAGCUUACUUUAAGGGAUACGUCACCGUUGGUAAUAGUAGGUAUAGAUAUCAAAUCGAAUCUGAUUCAUUUGCUAGUAAACAGAAUCUUUUGCAUUUAGGUAAAUUCAAAAAGAUAUUCAUGCUCAAUUUCACAUCAACGGCUAAUUCGUCUCCUCAAAAGGCAAACACGUCAUCAUCAUCAUCAUCAUCAUUAUUGAAUACUAGUUCAAUGAACUACCACCACCAGCAAGAUUCAAGAAAACGACAAUCUAAGAGAGAUGACGCUAUCAGGAGAAGAAUCGAACACGAUUUGAACAAGAAAAAAAGAAGUGGAGGCAGAAUCACUAGACACAGGAAAUCAACCCCGGGAACCGUUUUAUCGUUGAAACCUAGUGAUCCAAUCAUAUGCAAAACUUCAGCCACUGUCUAUGAGGUAUCUCAAUUGAUGACUGCAAAAAGGGAAAACUGUGUAUUGGUGGUGGACGACAUUGGCGAUUUAUUGGGAAUAUUCACGGCUAAGGAUUUGGCCUUUCGAAUUGUUGGCUCGGGGGUAAAUGCUAAUUCAGUGACUAUUGAUCAGAUCAUGACUCCCGAUCCAAUUUGCGCCACUGCAAAUAAUCCAGCAUCAGAAGCAUUAACAAUGAUGGUUGAAAAGGGGUUUAGACACUUACCAGUCUUGGAUGAAGACCACCAGAUUGUAGGCGUCUUGGAUAUUACAAAAUGUUAUGCUCAGCAGAUGGAGAAAUUAGAGAGGAUGCAUGCCAGUUCCAAGAAGUUGUAUGAAGCAUUGGAUUCAGUACACACCGAAAUUGGAAUGGGAGACCAGCCACCACUGCAAGUUUUCCAUUAUUUUGAGAUUUUGAAAAACAAAAUUAAUGGACCUACUUUGGACAAUGUAUUGGACGAAACUACUGAGCCCAUAUACAUCAGCGUUAAGGCAUCUGUUUAUGAUGCAACAGUUUUAAUGAAACAAAAUCGUACAACUGCUGUUUUGGUGAAGGACACAAACGAAGAAGUAGCAGGUAUCUUCACAUCUAAGGAUGUAGUUUUGAGAGUUAUUGCAGCUGGAUUGGACCCAAAAAAGUGCUCCGUAGUACGAGUAAUGACUCCUCAGCCGGAUGUUGCUAACGUUAAAUUACCAAUACAACAAGCAUUAAGGCAAAUGUUUGAGGGCCACUAUUUGAAUUUACCAAUUGUUAAUGAAGAUGGCAAGAUAAUCGGGAUUGUUGAUGUGUUGAAAUUGACCUAUGCUACACUAAAUCAAAUCAAGCAAUUAGAAGCAAAAGAGUUUCCGGUCAUUGCAGAUGGGUCGCAAAAUCUUCAAGACUCAGAAGGUCCUGCUUGGAAUAAGUUUUGGACUUCUUUAGGUCAUGAGGAUUCCGAGUCUGCUCACUCUGGAUCUUUCAUGGAAAGUGGCUGUGCUGCAAGUGCAAGUGCAAGUGCAGAUGCAAGUAUGAAUGCAAGCGUGAAUGCAAGUGCACACAGAUUUGCACAACCGGAACUUCAAGCUUUCAAUGUGGACAUAAAGCCGUCCGAUUCGGUAUCGCACGUUGAAUUAACGCCAAUAAAGGGUUCUUUGGUUGGCGGUUCUGCUGCUCUGGGCUAUAACAAUAGUUUAGCAACUCCCUUUGUUUUCAAAUUUAAGUCACCGGCAAUAGAAGGUAGAGUGCACCGCAUUACAUUAACAGCAAAUGAUGGAGCUGAAAAAUUGAGAUCUCUAAUUGAUGCUAAAUUGCACGAUAAGGAUUACGAGGCAAUUGGAGUUUGCAAAUCGGUACCACCUGUUGAAACAAAUGAUAUUGGCGCUGGGGCAUCAACCGAAAUAUAUGCCAUUAGUUACGUGGACGAUGAAGGCGAUGUCGUCUCCAUUACAUCCGAUAACGACCUAUCUGAGUGUGUUCGAAUAAAUUUGAAGUUGGGGAACGAAAAGGCCGAUUUGUAUUUGCAUAACCCUCAUGAACGUGCUCCAGUAGAGAAUAUCAAAUUGAUCACAAAAAAGAAAAAGAAGCUGCAGGAAAGUAAUUCGUUUAUACCUGGCGUAUCUAACGAGAUUUUGAUUCCAAGUGUAUUGGCAAUCUUGGCAUCAUCCAUCAUUAUUGGAUUUACUAUGAGUAGAAAAUAG